GAAAAGUGCGUGUGUUGUUGGCCAACGUGCCUCUCUCUGUGUGAGUGCGUGUAGGUGUGUGUGUUUGUGUAGGUGUAGGUGGGUGCGUGUGUGCAGCUAGUGCAAAUUAGUGCAGAAAGAGAGGGGGCGCACACUAAGAAACGCUCACCCAGCGUGGGCAGGAAGAGAGAGAGAGCGAGAGAGAGCAACAUUAGAAACUGCAAUUAACUUUAAAGAGUGCUCCACAACAAAAGAACAACAACAAUGUCUUCGAAUAAUCAAUCGAGUGGCGUUGGCGGCGCCGCUGCCCAAGUGGCAACAAGUGCAAGCCAACGAGGCGGAUCCGCCAACAACUCCACGGAUGCGACAGACACGCAACACGGCGGCAACAACAGCAACAACAAUAACAACAAUAAUAAUGCCAAUGCCAAUGCCUCCUUCACGGGCAACACAACAACAACAACAACAACAAGUAGCAGCAGCAGCAACUCGAAUGCCGCUGCCGCUGCCUCUGCCGCUGCCGCUGCAAGCGUUGGACACGACAGUCCGACGCACAAGAGUCACGGCGGACAUGGCGGUCACGCCGCGAUCAACACCAAAGCUCGAGUCGUCGACAGUGUGCCAUUUCCACCCAGUCACAAGCUGACGAUAGCCGAGGUAUUUGAUCCGCGCACCGGCAAACCGAAUCACGAACUCUUGAAGCAGCACUUCAUCCUGGAGGGACGCAUCGAGGAGGCGCCCGCCAUGCGGAUCAUCCAAGAGGGCGCCGCCUUGUUGCGCCAUGAGAAGACAAUGAUCGAUAUUGAGGCGCCGGUCACAGUGUGCGGGGAUAUUCAUGGCCAAUUCUACGAUCUGAUGAAACUGUUUGAAGUGGGCGGAUCGCCGGCAACGACAAAAUAUCUGUUCCUUGGCGAUUAUGUGGACCGAGGCUAUUUCAGCAUUGAGUGCGUCCUGUAUUUGUGGUCGCUGAAAAUCACGUAUCCGCAGACGCUGUUCCUGCUGCGGGGCAACCACGAGUGCCGCCAUUUGACCGAGUACUUCACCUUCAAGCAGGAGUGCAAGAUCAAGUACUCGGAACGCGUCUAUGACGCGUGCAUGGAUGCGUUUGACUGCCUGCCGCUGGCGGCUUUAAUGAACCAGCAGUUCCUCUGCGUCCACGGUUUGUCGCCCGAGAUCCACGAGCUGGAGGACAUCAGGCGAUUGGAUCGGUAGGAGCCGCCCGCCUUCGGCCCCAUGUGCGACCUGCUGUGGUCCGAUCCGCUCGAGGACUUUGGCAACGAGAAGAACACGGACUUCUACACGCACAACUCGGUGCGCGGCUGUUCGUAUUUCUACAGCUACGCCGCCUGCUGCGAUUUCCUGCAGAACAACAAUCUGCUGUCGAUCAUCCGGGCGCACGAGGCGCAGGACGCCGGCUACCGCAUGUACCGCAAGAGCCAGACGACCGGUUUCCCCUCGCUGAUCACCAUCUUCUCGGCGCCCAACUAUCUCGACGUGUACAACAACAAGGCGGCUGUGCUCAAGUACGAGAACAACGUGAUGAACAUCCGUCAGUUCAAUUGCUCGCCGCAUCCCUACUGGCUUCCCAACUUCAUGGACGUGUUCACCUGGUCGCUGCCCUUUGUCGGCGAGAAGGUCACCGAGAUGCUCGUCAACGUGCUGAACAUCUGCUCCGAUGACGAGCUCAUGACCGAGGAGAGCGAGGAGCCGCUAUCGGAUGACGAGGCGGCCCUGCGCAAGGAAGUCAUACGCAACAAGAUCCGGGCCAUUGGCAAAAUGGCGCGCGUCUUCUCAGUGCUGCGCGAGGAGUCGGAGUCAGUGCUGCAGCUUAAGGGGCUGACGCCAACGGGCGCUUUACCCCUGGGCGCCUUAUCCGGCGGCAAGCAGUCCCUCAAGAAUGCCAUGCAGGGCUUCUCGCCCAAUCACAAGAUUACCUCGUUCGCGGAGGCCAAGGGACUCGAUGCGGUCAACGAACGGAUGCCGCCACGUCGCGAUCAGCCGCUGACGCCCAGCGAAGAUCAUCCGCACACGCAACCGCAUCAUAGUCAAGGCAACAAUGGAGCGGCGCAUGGAUAAGAAGCAAGUUCGAUGGCAACGGCAAGUGGCAGCAGUGACGACGACGGUCUCAGAUUGAUAACGGAAGACGGCGGCUUCUCUGGGCUUCUACGAACUCGAUCGGAUCGGAUACUAACACCUGUUGUUGUCCAAAUUGUGAUGAUGUGUAAUGUUGUGUGUUGUGAUGUGAUUGUUGGAUUGGAUUUGCUGGCUAUAGAUCCAACACUUCCUCUCUCACACACACACACACACACACACACACACAUACAUAGAGACCCACGGCGACACACUCGAGUACAUGCAUAUAAUCUAAAAAAUAUAAUAUCUACAUAUAAACAUUAUAAUGUUGCAAAGAUUUGUCGUUUAAGCUAAACAUCAUUCGUAGUAAUAUUGUAAAACUACACUAAAAAACAACAAAAGCUACAGAAGGAACAUACUUACAUAUAUUAUAAGCAUAAAGGUCAAAGGCAAAUUGAACAGUUGAAUUGAAUUGAACUUAUACUUAAAGCCUAAUUAUACCAAUUUUAAACUCAAAUGAUUUGUUUGUUAAGAUAAAGAUGUUGAUGUUCAAGAUGAAGUUGGAUAAUAUUGAAGAUAACAGCCCACACGAACAGAAGACGCAUGCAGGAUAUUAAAAUUGAUGCAUGCCACAGAUUCCUUUCCCGAAGUAAAAACUGAAACUAAUCUUAGGUCUGUAUGUAUAAAGAUUGAAAAACAAAAACAAAAAAACAAAAAAAAAAAAUACAAAACGAAACAAAAUAAAAACAAACAAAAAAUUUGCGCUAAUUUGUUAAAAACAUUUAGCAGCUCCAAAAAGAAGCG
Messenger RNA from Drosophila innubila, 2856 nucleotides. It is a transcript of the gene Pp2B-14D, whose product is annotated as serine/threonine-protein phosphatase 2B catalytic subunit 2. Gene Ontology annotation, molecular function: calmodulin-dependent protein phosphatase activity; calmodulin binding. Lineage: Eukaryota; Metazoa; Arthropoda; Insecta; Diptera; Drosophilidae. The record is from RefSeq and is a predicted model, not a curated record. Gene Ontology annotation, cellular component: calcineurin complex; cytoplasm. Gene Ontology annotation, biological process: calcineurin-mediated signaling.